UUCAUGUCAAGCCGUGUGCCUCAAGAAAGCAGGGAUGAAGCUGCAAUUUUUCAUCGUGAGCGUUUUGGUCCUAACCAAUCAACAAGGAGGAGGAAAACAGCUGCUGACAACAGUGGGAUUUGAUGAAGCUUACUUCAAUUCCCUUCACAACUCCACAUUUUCUGUGUAUGAGGAUGACUCAUCUGCUCCUUGCAAUAUGGAUGUGCCUGGAUUUAAUAGCUUGGGCCUCAUGGUCACCUUCAUCAUAGUGUGUGUCUUCAGCAUGAUCGGCAACAGUGUAGUUGUCUAUGUGGUUUGUUAUAUGAAGAAAGGUAGAGCCAGCACAGAUAUCUACUUGAUGCACCUGGCGAUGGCAGACCUCCUCUUCACUAUUACCCUCCCGUUCUGGGCCGUCGAUGCUCAUUUAGGUUGGAUUUUUGGCAACUUCCUGUGCAAAGUCCUGUCAGGCUUUCAGGAGGCAGCAGUGUACAGCGGCGUCUUCCUGCUGGCAUGCAUCAGCGUGGACCGACACUUUGCCAUUGUGAGAGCUACACGUGUCCUGUCCUCCAAUCACUUGUUGGUGAAAGUGGUGUGCAGCGUGGUGUGGCUUGUGGCUGGGCUGCUGUCCUUACCCGUGGCCAUUCAGAAGCAGAGCAUGAACGCUGCCGACCUGGGUCAGACCAUUUGCUACGAAAACCUAACUGGGGAAAGCAGUGACCACUGGCGCGUUAGCCUGCGCGUUCUCCGUCACACGAUGGGCUUUUUCCUGCCACUGGUAGUGAUGGCUGUGUGCUACGGCUGGACGUUGGUGACGCUGCUACACACACGUAAUCAACAAAAGCAAAAGGCCAUACGCGUCAUCCUGGCAGUGGUGUUGGCAUUUGUUCUGUGCUGGCUGCCUUAUAACAUAACUGUUCUGAUUGACACACUCAUACGAGGCGGAUCGAUUGAAGUGCAGACAUGCGAAACGGUGUACAGAGUGCACGUGACGCUAAAUGUGACCCAAGUGUUGGCCUUCAUGCACUGUGCUGUGAACCCAGUGCUGUACGCCUUCAUCGGGCAGAAGUUCCGUAACCAGCUGCUCUUGGCGCUUUACAAGCACGGCCUCAUCAGCAAAAGGAUCCGGAUGGCUUACAGGAAGGGCUCUCUCAACAGUAUAGGGAGCACCAGAUCUAGAAACACCUCUGCCACUAUGUAAAUAGGUUAUUUUCAUUUGCUUUUUCGAUUGAAAAAAUGUCGAGGAUUACAGACCCGACAACAAAGAGGUGAAAUUUGCUGAAAUAGUACAUGUACAAUAUAAAGAAGAGAAAUACCAGAGAAACUAAUAUAUAUAGGAGCAUCAUUAUUCAAAAUCAAAAUCAAGCUCUGUUUUUAUUACUCAAUCUGAAUUUAAAGGAAUAUUCUACCAUUUCUCCUUGUUUGAAGCUAACAGGAUGCUGGCUCCAGCCUUAUACUGAACGGACUGAUAUGAGAGUACUGAAUUUCUCAAAUAACUCAAUAAUUAACUGAAUAGUCUCAUUUCCCAAAAAUGCCACCUGUUCCUUUAAAUGAUGUAAUUAACCAUUGUACAACAUUGUACAGUGCACAGUACCAUCCUCUGUUUAACUGCCAGAACAAAUAGCGUCAGGGAUGUACUGCAGGCCUUGCAUGGUUCAUGGCAAGUAUUAAAGGUAAACUUGAUAGCUGCUUCAAAGCUUCAGCUGGAUGUCUGAUUUAGGAUCCUGUCACAACCCAGAUGGGUAUCCUAUAGCUUAGGCUGAGCUAUAGGCUUUUUGCCAUUUUAUUUUUUUUAAUAUAUUCUUGCCUCAAUGUCUUUUAAGUGAUUUAAUGUUGUUUGAAGUGACUGAGUGCAACAUAUUUCCAGAGAACGAAAAACUGGGUGCUCAGAGUCAAAAAUAUAAAUCAGUUGUCGAAGGAGGAAAACAUGGCACGCCAUCAAAGUAGUUAGUGAGAAAGCUGCACAGCCAAUGACUUCUUUGAUAGAGUGCCACGUUGUAUCUACUUUGAAAACUGGUCAAUUAUUGAGAUUUUAUUGUUGUUUAUGUAGAUACUACACAGCUUGUGUGGAUUUUCAUGAAAACAAAGCCAUUGAAGUCUUUUAAUUAUGUAUUUUCCUUGUGUUUUUGAUUCCAAGACCUUGUGGACUUGAGCGGAGGACAAGCUUUUUAUUUUUUGCACUGUGCAUCGUUUUAACAUCGUGAACUUAGAUUUUUGACUUGGUUUUUGGAAGGUUUACACCAGACAGUUAAAACCAAAAAGUCUUUUUCGUGGAAAUGUGUAUCUUAAUCUUUCAAAGAGGAAGAAUGUGGUGAAAUGAGCUGUUUUCAAAAAUGAGAUGCUAUCUGUCUCUGAUGACUGAUUUUUAUGUAGGCACAAAACUGCUGGUGCAUUAAACAUAACAUUGUUCUUUGUAAUUAAUGCUAUACUCUUAAAAUGUCGUAUUUGUGCAGUUGACACCCGGCUCUGAUGCAUGAGAUACACUGCUUCUGUUUACUUAAAUGUGGACCUUGAUUGCCUAUAAUAUUUGCUUAAGUGCAGUUGCCACAUGUGGAUAUGGUGUGUGUGUGUACCUGUGCGUACCUGCAUAGGGGGCUCUGUGGGUGGUGAGGGGUGACUGUGCUGCAGCCAUGGUGGCAAAACAAAAUAACAUGUGAGGGGAUGUUUUUACAUUGUCUGAUAAUUGUAUUGUUCUAUUGUUCUCUUUUUUUUCUUCAAAGCUCAUUUGAAAAAGCCUGAUAGAGCCUGAUAACUCAGCAUACACAAUAUAUUCACAGUUAUUUUAUUUUCAAGAUACAGUAUAUAAUAUGUAUAUGUAAGUGCAUUGUGUACUUUGAAAUUCACAUUUUUCCAAUAUGCAAUAUGAAGAAAAUGUUAAAUGGUGCAAAAAUGAUUUGAAAAGCAGAUGAAGUGUAAUUUGUGAAUAGUUGAUGACAUAAGGUUUACUGAAGGUCCUCUCCUGUAGCAUCCUUACUAUUUUACUUUUUUUUUUACGUUUGCUUUCUGUAUUGCACAGCUACAUGGUUCAACACUCCAUCUUUCCUUAGUUAUUCACCUCAAACACAGCUAAUGUUGCUUUCUAGAUAUGUCUGCAGUGUUUUUAUUUUGGAUUGAUGUAGCUUAUACUUGUGUUAAAAUAAAUCCUAAA
This is a messenger RNA of Chelmon rostratus (copperband butterflyfish), 3124 nucleotides long. It is a transcript of the gene cxcr2, whose product is annotated as chemokine (C-X-C motif) receptor 2. Gene Ontology annotation, molecular function: C-X-C chemokine receptor activity. The record is from RefSeq and is a predicted model, not a curated record. Gene Ontology annotation, cellular component: membrane. Gene Ontology annotation, biological process: G protein-coupled receptor signaling pathway; neutrophil chemotaxis; immune response. The transcript is spliced from 2 exons. Lineage: Eukaryota; Metazoa; Chordata; Actinopteri; Chaetodontiformes; Chaetodontidae. The coding region runs from base 35 to 1177 and encodes 380 amino acids.